AUGAGUUUUCACCCUCGGGAUGCUUUCAUCCUCCACCAAGAAUACAUACAACGUCUCAACGAAGGAGACGAAGUCGACACAUCCGCCGAACAAAAAGUUGAACUGAACCUUCAGAGGCAUGCGGAUUCCGAGUCUGCAGCGACUGUCACAUUUUCUCACGAGGAUCAUACGCUAGGAAAUCCUUUGCGUCACGUGAUUAUGGAAGACCCGAGUGUGACGAGUGCCGGGUACGCCAUUCCGCAUCCACUAGAAGCAAAAAUGCAACUUCAUGUUCAGUCAAGUGAGUAUGCCGUCGAAACGGUAGCCAAGGGUCUGGAGCGUUUGGCCGCUAUUUGCGACGAGACGUUGAAAAGUUUCAACGCUUGCGUGGAGGCCAUUUCCGCAGAGGACCCUGAGGGGCACUAG
Messenger RNA from Trypanosoma brucei brucei TREU927, 405 nucleotides. Its product is annotated as DNA-dependent RNA polymerases, putative. Gene Ontology annotation, molecular function: DNA binding; DNA-directed RNA polymerase activity; protein dimerization activity. Gene Ontology annotation, biological process: DNA-templated transcription. Gene Ontology annotation, cellular component: RNA polymerase I complex; RNA polymerase III complex. The transcript has a single exon. NCBI's taxonomy places the organism in Eukaryota, Euglenozoa, Kinetoplastea, Trypanosomatida, Trypanosomatidae. The record is from RefSeq and is a predicted model, not a curated record. Bases 1 to 405 code for a protein of 134 amino acids.